Messenger RNA from Fopius arisanus, 4269 nucleotides. Its product is annotated as putative inorganic phosphate cotransporter. The record is from RefSeq and is a predicted model, not a curated record. The coding region runs from base 524 to 2092 and encodes 522 amino acids. Gene Ontology annotation, cellular component: plasma membrane. Gene Ontology annotation, biological process: monoatomic anion transport; transmembrane transport. Gene Ontology annotation, molecular function: transmembrane transporter activity. The transcript is spliced from 2 exons. NCBI's taxonomy places the organism in Eukaryota, Metazoa, Arthropoda, Insecta, Hymenoptera, Braconidae.
GUAUCCCUCCGAAAUUCAAGAUGAAUAAAAGUGGAGAAGAAACACAAUGAACAAUUUUUCGUGUCUGUUUUUUUCCAUUUGAUUCAGAUAACCACACAGGAGUUUUUCAGACGAGGUUCCUCAUUCACUUUAUUUAUUCGAUUCAGAUUAAUCCAUUAAUCCACGAGAUGUUCUUUGUUCACACGAUUUAUUUAUUCUCGUCGCAUGACGAUAGAUAUCUCCCCACAAUGCGAACAAAACUGAUACUCGAAUUGCACGAAAUCAGUAGAAUGCUUUUAAAAUGAUUGGAAAUAUUGGAAAAAAUUAAAAUAAAUUUUCAUCAAUGUGUUAUCAAUGCGCUGUCUUGGCCGAGUGGCUUUUAACCAGAUAACGAUAUGCCUGGGGAUAACAACAGCCGUAAGGACUCAGUUCAAAUACACUUCAACAUCGAGACAGUGACGAUUAAUUGCACAAAGAAUUUUUACCAGUUGAUUAGGUGAAAUUGAAUGAGUGGGUUAUCGAUAGUGAUAUUUGCAAUGGAUGAAUGACAGUUCACGCUGCAAUAAUCAUGAGAUGUAAGACUGUAACACCCGAAGCUAUUCCCCUAUUGCCAAAGAGGACUUAUUCAACGAAAAUGAUUUUGUCAUCAGUCCCAAGCAAACGAGGCAUAAGAGUGCAGCAGCGAUGGGUAUUCGCAAUAAUGGGCUUCCUGGCGUUGUUCAAUGCUUACACAAUGCGCGUGUGUCUAUCCAUAACGAUAACCGAAAUGACAGUUCCCAUAAAUUCAUCCCACAACUACGACAACACGUGUCCCGAUGAUCGUGUCAAAGAGAAUUCAACCAAAGUGAAUUCAACGAGUAAAAUAUACGACUGGGAUGAGCCAACCCAGGGGAUAAUCCUGUCGUCCUUCUACUGGGGCUACGUCCUGACACAUCUCCCCGGUGGAAUGCUGGCAGAGAAAUUCGGUGGAAAGUACUCUCUAGGUCUCGGUAUCCUCUCAACAGCUCUAUUCACGCUGUUUACACCACUAGCUGUUGAAAUGGGUGGUUCAACAGCUCUGAUUGUCCUGAGAAUUCUGAUGGGUCUUGGUGAGGGUACGACAUUUCCAGCGCUGAAUGCAAUGCUUGCCCAGUGGACACCACCAGAGGAGCGUUCCAAGAUCGGUUCCAUGGUGUUCGCAGGUGCACAAUUGGGAACAGUUUUCACGUCAAUCCUCUCAGGUUUGAUUCUUCAUUAUUCAGAAAUGGGUUGGCCAGCAGUGUUUUACGUAUUUGGAGCGAUCGGUGUUCUCUGGUUCAUCAUCUGGACACUCAUAUGCUAUAACAAUCCAAAUGAGCAUCCCUUCAUCUCCGAGGCUGAAAAGAAAUUUCUUCAUGAACGAAUGAGUGAACACACCCAUCAGAAACCACCACCUGUACCCUGGCGUUACAUGUUCACAUCAGCACCAGUUUGGGCACUGAUAAUGGCGCAGAUUGGACACGACUGGGGAUUCUUCACGAUGGUUACCGAUUUACCCAAGUACAUGAGCAGUGUUCUUGGAUUUUCCAUUAAGAGCAAUGGAUAUCUGUCGUCCUUGCCCUAUCUCUGCAUGUGGUUCUGCAGUAUAUUUAGCUCGUGGCUCGCUGAUUGGUUGAUAACAGCUGGACAUUUGUCCAGAACGAAUGUGAGAAAGUUGGGGACAACUAUUGCAUCGGUGGGACCUGGAAUCUUCAUCGUUGGGGCCAGUUACGUUGGAUGCAACAGCUUCACUGUUGUUGCCAUGUUCACUAUUGGAAUGACUCUUAUGGGGACUUUUUAUCCUGGUAUGAAGGUCAAUGCUCUUGAUUUGUGCCCUAAUUACUCUGGCAGUCUUAUGGCUGUUGUUAAUGGAAUUGGUGCACUAACUGGUAUCGUAACUCCGAUUAUUGUUGGAGAAUUGGCACCUCAGAGCACCAAUGAUCAGUGGAGGCUUGUCUUUUGGAUUGUCUUGGGUGUCUUUCUCUUUACCAAUGCUAUCUUCAUUGCUUAUGCCAGUGGAGAUGUACAGUACUGGAAUGAUCCCGAGUUUGUGAUGAAUCUGAAGAGCGGGGAGAAGGGAAAGAGGGAGCUCAAGGAACGGAAUAAUCACUGCUGAUUAAUUAUUUUAGAUUAAUUCGACUCUGGGAGAGGAUGAGAUGAGAGUGACGAGUGCAGGUUUCGGGUCGUUCAGUGCAGAGGCUCGUGAGAAAAAUUGGUGAGAAAAAUGGUGAUAGGGAUUGUGAUAAUAAUUUUUUUAUCUUGAAUGGGUUUUGUUGGGUUUUUUUAGGAAUUUUGCGGAAUGUCAUAGCUCAGGCAUUUCAACUUUAGGAUCGGUUGGCCUUGAAUCUCUUCUAAGUUGAGAGAGAUAGAGAUUUUUUUUUGUAAAAGUUAGGGCAAUCUUUUUUUUAUCAAAGCUGUCCAUCGAAAUUUUUAUAAAUAUAGUAGUAGUUUUUUGCUUGUUCAGAAAUUAUGGAGUAAGUCUCGGCUAUUUUUUUUCAUGGGUUUCCAGAGAUAAGGAGAAGUUGAAAAUUGAGAUAAAACUUUUAAAAGCAAGAUUUCACAUAUUAUUUUCUCCGCAAUAAAGUUGUCAAUCCCAAAAUCGUAUAGCACUCGUCAUAUUUCAAUUGAAGAUUCAACCGAUAUUCGGUAAAAUAGAAUAAUGAGAGAAACAAAUUAUCUUGUUCUUUUACUGGAACUGAACUACUCAUUUAAUCUAGCAUUGUUUGCAUAUUGACUGCGUCGAAUGCUGUGGCAUUCUAGCUAUAGGAUCCAAAAAAUUGUACAUAAUUUUCCAACCGUUGUAUUAUCAGUCAUAAUUUUUCUAAUCUAAUAUUUAUGAUCUCCGUUUUUGAUUAGCCUUUAGUAUUUGAUUACGCUAUUCUCAAAUGUCUCAAGAGCUUUCGAUAUUUGCGAUUAACCGAGCAUUCUUUCUGAUUAUUUUAAGUCGACUGUAACUGAUAGUCAUCGGGACUUUAUCGGUUUAUGGCAGUAGCUCAUCCCCAGGAUUCACCGAGUAAAUAAUAAUAUUGGCAUUUUUCCAUUGUAUCGAGAUGGAUCAAUGGAUUAACACCUUCAUGACAAUUUACACGGGAAAAUGGUGGGAAAAUAUCUGAUAAAGUAGUCGCUGUUAAGAGUAUAUUGGCUAUCCGAAAAAUAGCGUAAUGACUCGUAAUGACAUUUGUAAAAACGACGAUAAAUAUUGUGCGUUGUCAUGACUAAAUUAGGUGAGCUCGAUGCGCUGAUCAGAAACAAUCAGAAGUCAUAAAAUAACUUCUGAUGAUUCUUCAUGGAUAUUUUAUCUUAUCGUCAUAUGAUUUUGCGGUACCUCGCUUUUGAGGAGAUUUUAUCUCCAUUUCAAGAGGACAACCGGGAAAAAUGGAAUUUCCGACCUUGGGCCAUUGCUCUCAAUCCAUUGGCUCUCACUAUCUAAUUUUUUAUUGUUAAUAAUAGUGAUUGCUCCAUAGCUAGAGCUCGCUGAGUGAUUUUUUUUUUUCACUCAUACCCUUGGAGUAUCGAUUACUGUUUUUGCUAACAAUCAAUUUGUUAAACUCUGGUCCUCUGGAUUUAAUUGUUUAUAAUGGAUUUUCCGCAUUUCGAAUAUUUUCUCAGGCCUUGAUGAGCUGGUGCUUGAGUCGUUGGCCUUCAUGAGCUGUUGACUUGGCAAAAUUUAUGAAAAAAAAAUGUCGCGCAAUUUAGCCAUCACUUGACAUACAUUGAUUGAUUGAUUUUUAUCUUGAUUUUUUUAUUUUUAUUCGGAAUUGAGGGGAGAGCGAUUAUUAACGGGAAGACAAAGAGUGGAAUGCGAAUGAGAUGAAUGAUAAAUAUCUGCGAUUAUUGGUAAUGAUAAGGUCUUGAUUGAUUCAGUAUACAUUUUAUUGAUUCAUUCAUUCAUUUUUAAAAGUCCAUUGUUACAAAAUUAUACUCGAAUUUUUUAACAAAAAAUAGUCGUAACAAUAAUUAUUUCCAUGGAAAUUAAAGCUAAUUGGGAAAACCAAAUGCAUCUGGUCCGUAAAUUGCAAAAAAAUUUAUUACUAUAUGAAAAAAUAUAUAUAUAUCGAAGAAUAUAUAAUAUAAGAAUAUAUAUAAGUUUAGUGUAUAUUUUAGAGUACAUUCUGUAUAUAUUUUGGAAUAUAUGAAAUUGGCUCAUCUUGUAUAUUUUCUGAAAUAUAUUUGUCGAUGGAGCCUAGUUUCGAAGAAUUUAUUCACAUUUAAUUAUUGUAUAAAAAAUGUGUUUCCAAUAUUUGUAUAAUAUAUUUCUCAUUGUUUUCUUCCGACCAUGUAUUUUGCAAUAUG